AUGCCACCAAGCACCCCGCCCGACGACAUUAUUGCGCUCGUCGCCGCGAACAUGGCAGUCUGGCGGGCCGCCCUCAUCACUAGUGCUGCAGUCGACGUCGUGCUCUACGUAGCCAUCGUCGCACAGACUGUUCGGUACUUCUGUACCCGCUCAAAUGAUGAAAGUAGUGCAGCUGUAGCGCGGAUUGUCGAUGUUUCGGGUUUGGAGGCGCAGUCAAAGGACAGAAGCAGCCGAUUUCAUCAGAGACCAUGGGACUGGCUCGUUUUCUUAGUCGUAACAAUUGCGACGUUCAAGGCUGGCUGUUCAUUGGCGACGACUGUGAUCCUUCGGCAACCUCUCAGCGGCCGUGAAUUUUGUGACGCCCUCGUGUCUUUUCCAGUAUAUAUAGCACCUUUCCUAACCGCAUUGAUUGGACUAGUCUCUGGUACAUUCUACCUGCACCGACUUGUCAAGCUGUUGCGAGUACAAGAAUCAGUUCUCGGAAAUUGUCGGUUCCGCGCCUUCAUCAUGAUCAUUAUCGAAGCUCUCUUUCUCACCACCCUUGGACUUUCUAUCUAUUAUACUCGCCUCGCCGCCGACGGGUGGGACAAAUUUGUCCCCUUUGCGACCGCGCAGCUCAGCUGCGCUGCUGUGGGUGAUAUGCUCGUAACAGGGUUGACCCUCGCGUGUAUAUUGAACACGGAGAAACACAUCACUGAAACCAAACGUUCCCCACUGCGGCACAUCGCAAGAAUCACUGCAUUGAGUGCAGCUGUCCCCACGAUAACCGCGAUUGCGAAUGUAUUGUGCGUAGCCAUUCCGGCUGUGUCAAACACACUAUGGCACAAUCUUCCAAACUACGCGUUGGGACAAUUGUUUGUUCUAUCGCUGCUGUGGACGUUACAGGUUCGCCAACAAAUUGCGCAUCAAAGCACCGAGAGCGCGCGGCUGACGAGCACGGCAACGUGGUCGACUAAGCGCGAGGGUCGUCCAAACUUUAUGAAUCGCACAUCGAUGUUUGCACGGACAAUACCCCUCAAUGACAUCUCCUCGGAGUUUAAGAACUGA
Molecule: messenger RNA, 1047 nt
Organism: Serendipita indica DSM 11827
Lineage: Eukaryota; Fungi; Basidiomycota; Agaricomycetes; Sebacinales; Serendipitaceae
Source: the annotation of a GenBank genome assembly